Messenger RNA from Cinclus cinclus, 738 nucleotides. RefSeq names its product acrosin-like. NCBI's taxonomy places the organism in Eukaryota, Metazoa, Chordata, Aves, Passeriformes, Cinclidae. Gene Ontology annotation, biological process: acrosome reaction; proteolysis. The transcript is spliced from 5 exons. The record is from RefSeq and is a predicted model, not a curated record. Bases 1 to 738 code for a protein of 245 amino acids. Gene Ontology annotation, molecular function: serine-type endopeptidase activity.
AUGGCUUUGCUGUGGCUGCUCGUCCUGCUGGCCCUGGCCUGUCCCGUGGGGGCCACCUGGGACACCUGCAGAGGCACCUGCGGGCUCCGGCCCAUGGCUUCUGACCACAGCUCUGCUGCUGGCACGUCCCAUGCUGUGGGUGGCACCAGUGCCCAGGCAGGGGUCUGGCCCGGCAUCAUCAGCAUCCAAGCCACCUGGGAGAACGGCACGUGGCACAUGUGCACAGGUGUCCUCCUCAGCUCCCAGUGGGUUCUCACAGUUGCACACUGCUUUGCCAGGGCCAGACAUGUCUCCAUGUGGGAGGUGGUGAUGGGGGCUACAGAUCUGACUCACCUGGGCCCUGAGGCUGAGGUCAGACACAUCCAGAGGCUCCUGGUGCACCAGCACUACGUGCCUGCCACGGCCAGGAACGACAUCGCCCUGCUGGAGCUGGACCAGCCCGUGGAAUGCAGUGACUACAUCCAGCUGGGCUGUGUGCCUGACGCCUCGCUCAGGGUCUCAGAGCUGAAAUCCUGCUACAUCGCCGGCUGGAACUUUGCCAGAGCUCAGGGAACAGGCAUGGCACUACAGGAGGCCAAGGUCCACCUCAUGGACACAGAGCUCUGCAACAGCAGCCGGUGGUAUGCAGGGGCUGUUCAUGCUGACAACCUGUGUGCUGGGUACCCACAGGGCGGCAUUGACACCUGCCAGGUCCCUGUCCUACCUCUCCUUGUCCCCAAGGCCACAAAGCCCAUCUAG